UAUACUGAUAAAGUAUACUUCUAUAUCGAUUACCACGCGAUUUGGGAUCCGGCCAAUCAUUUAUCGGUAUUCAUCAUCAACACCCUCCAUCCUGAGACAGAAGCAUGUUUUAGCUUCCACCACAAAACGCGGAGCACACAUUACUGACGAAAAUCCCCGCAAAUCGGCUUGCAGGCAUUCGGUUCGCUGUUAAGUCCAACCGCGUGACGCCAGUCGCGGCGGCGUGGGAAAAACAGGUUGAAAGCAGCCGCACGAGACCAAAACACGUCCGGGAGACAGGAAUUUUCUAUCUGCAGACGUGUUUAGCAUCCGGCCCCGGUUCAUCCUGGGAAGGCUUUUCUCCAUUAUUUACCCACUGAUAUUGGUGACUCUGCUUGACAUUUGACCUGGCUACAGUGAUGGGACGAAAACUGGACCUUUCAGGACUGACAGAAGAUGAGGCACAGCAUGUGCUCAAAGUGGUACGGAGAGAUAUAAAACUACGGAAAAAAGAGGAGGAUCGCCUCAGUGAUUUGAAGCAUGAGCUGGAGGAAGAGGACACACGCUGUCUGCUAUUGGCCAAGCAGCGUGGCUUUAAUGAGCAGUGCUGCAUUCGCUGCUGUGGGCCAUUCAGCUUCUUUCUCAAGCCACGUCGUGUCUGCCUAGACUGUCGCUACAAUGUCUGCAAAGCCUGCUGCUCCUACAGCCAGCACGAACAUGGUUAUGUUUGUGCCUUUUGCCACAAGAGCAGGCUUCUGAGGGUCCAAUCUUUGGAGUGGUAUUAUAACAACGUCAAGAGUCGCUUUAAGAGGUUUGGCAGUGCCAAAGUACUCAAGACCCUCUACAAGAAGCACAUUAUUGAGAGAGGUGCACUGUUAGAGUUGCCAGUGAGUGCCCCUGAAGGCAGCAAUGAUAUCGAUGGCAGUGUCUGUGGCAGUGACUCAGCAUUCUCUAAGCAAAGUGAAAGUCACAGCAUCGCAGAGACUCUCACUGUUGCCCUGCGUGUUGCUGAAGAGGCCAUAGAAGAAGCAAUCACUAAAGCAGAGGGCUACAGGGACAGUCUGGAGAAGCAGAAUGAAGCCCGAUAUCUUCGUGAUCAUAGAGAAGAGCUUGUAGAGGAACUUGCAACAACAAUUGUCCAAAAAAUUAUUAAUAGAGGGAAGCAACGCUCAGAGAUGCAGGCAGAGUAUGACUUUGUUUGGUCUCAGACUCACAACAGUGACCUGCCCUCCACUACCUCAGCAUCAAGCAUACGCACCACUUCCCAGCCUAGUACUAUCACACAGGCCUGUCGCAAAACUUCCUGGAGGUCCCUAUCAGCAUUAUCUCUGACUAGUGAUGAAUCCCCAGACAAAAGCCCUGAAGCAGAUAAGGCGUCUGAAGCUACAGAACCAGAGCCAAAUCUUGAAAUUUACUCAUCUUUGCGGAGAGAGUCACGAGCAUCGAUAUUGGGGUGGAAAAAUGUGGACCGCCUGGACAACUCCAGUGCUUCUUCUGUGCUACAAUCUCCGGAUGGGAACUGGAUCGCUUUACAGACUUCCCAGCAUUCACGGCCAAGCCUGCUUACCAAACGGAAGAGCUUGGUGUUCAGUGUGCUAGAGAAGGAAUCUGGCGUGGUUUCAGCAUACGAUGAGAUGGGGUCAGAUUCAGAGGAUGGAGAAGAAUGUGAUAGCUGGGGGCUUGCACUGCUGCAGUUUCGCCAACGUCUCUCAGAAGAAACAAACUCUCAACGCGACACAGAGCACUAUCCACAAGUAACCUCACCCUCCUCGGGUCACUUCACCAACACAGAGACCCUAAACUCAGACUCGGAGAAUUCUUUAAUUAACCCUAGACAAACACAAAUCCCUGUUUACAGUGUCACCCAAAAAAACGAAGCUUCACUGGAACUCCUACAUGCCCAUCCCUACAUGCCCUUUGAGCAAUACGGACCUGCUAUUAGACUGUCACACUCACCAAGGCUUGGUGCCCUGGAUGUGAAUUUUAACCCUCAGGUGGUUGGAGAUAGCAGUGAGGGGGAGGAGCAAGCUGAGCAGAUACGAAGGUUGCGACGUAGGAAGCGAAACAAACGCGAGUCAGCUGAGGAGAGCCGUGUGUACAAUGUCCUGUACACAGGGGAGAACAGCACUCUAUUGCUCAACACCAUGAUGAUGAAAGGACAGGAUAACCAGGAGACACCGUCAUCUCUUCCACCUCCCACAAAUCACUUACCAGACACUGUGACCCCACUCAACCAUGUGACUUCCCCUGCCUUGACCCCUGAGUUUGCAUACAAGAACACAGUAGCCUCUAACCCGAUGUAUACCCAAUCUGAAAAUGACCAUGAACUGAGGUCAAAACUCUCUGAACUGGUUUAUCAAAUCAAUAAGGAGGAAUUGACCUCAUCAGAUGAUGAGCCAAUCCGAAAAGUCAUUGAUAGGCGACAUGGUGGAGAAAGGGAGAAAGAAAGUGAUAGAGUAAGACAAAGAGAAAGAAAGAAUGAGUCACAGAAAGAGAAUAAUGCCAAAAUAGAAAUGGAGAGGAAUAAAAUAAAAAUGGAGAGACUGAGUGAAAGAUGGUUACAAAGCCAGAUUAGCAGAGAGUGUCAGGAAAGUGAUGUGGUGAGGCAGGGACGUAGAGAAAGAGACCAGAAUAGAGAAAGAAAUGAUGAAGUAGAAAUGCAAAUGGAAAAACAAGAUUUGGACAGACAAAAAAAAAUAGAGAGAGAAAAACAAGUUGAAAGGAGUUGGCAAGUCAGACAGGUGGAGACAGAAAGUGAGGAUGAAAAAAAAGCAGAAAAAGUGAAUUCAGCAGAAAUAAUGCCACACAUGAUAACGAUAAGAGACCUGCAAGAGAGCGAAACACAGCAAGUGACAAUAAUUACUGUGAAAGCAAAAGAGGCUGGAGUGGAUAUAAAGAAGAGUAUGGAAGACCAACACAGUGAGAAAGGACAUUAUUUGACUAAGGAGAAGGUAAAUAGAGGGUUGCUACAGAGAAGCAAAUUGGAGGGAGACUCUGGAAAAAGAGCAGAAGCACACAGCCACAGCGCCUCUGCCCCAGAUGAGCAAACAUCGCCAACAGAGAAGUAUUCAGCUGCUUCCCUAUGCAGCAUCACCACAGAGGUUUUGAAGGUCCUAAAUGCUACAGAGGAAUUAAUAGGGGAGGCUGAAGGCAAAGGUCCUGACCCCCACGAUUCCCCAGCUGGGACACCACUCUCUUCUGGACCAGACAGCAGAAAACUGGACCAGCAUCUUACCAAGAUGGAGGAGAAUGUGUACUUGGCUGCGGGUACUGUUUAUGGCUUGGAGGAGGCAUUGAGUGAUCUGGAGGACUGUGCACGCAGCAUCAGCAGUUCUACUACUGAAACUGAACUGGCCUUCCUGGAGGAUCAGGUGGCUACAGCAGCGGUUCAAGUGCAGCAGUCUGAGUUACAGAUCUCAGACAUAGAGGCAAGAAUAUCAGCACUUAAACAUGCUGGUUUGAAUGUAUCAGUGUGCUCUCGAUUUCCCAAGCUCAAGCCUCAAACCUUGGAUUCCUCACGUCAGCAGAGAAGGAAGCUGCCUGCUCCACCUACCAUAGAAAACUCAGAGGCAGAGUCAAGAUCGUUGCAGCCAUGAGAGCAACAGACACAACCUCCAUCCUGGUCUGUGAACCUCAACCUCAUCUAACUCCAUCUCACCAUUUCCGCCUACUGACCCUCAGGCCCACACCAGUGCCUUGAUCAAAACAUCUGCUACUAUACAGCUCCUUAGCCAUCCCCCAGUCUCACAAAAAAGAUCCCAAUGAACAAGAAGGACUUCCAUGAGAAGCAAGCUCCCACUUUCACCCAUCUGCCUGAAGCAUAUUGGGAUAUGAAGUGUUUUCUUGGAGCAAUCUCUUCCUUUCUAUUGUAUCUCACUCCAGAGCCCCUUAACAUUCAUAGCCAAACAAUGGAGUUUUACUACACUUCUGUGUGCCACCUCCCAGGGACUCACUCUUUUCUUUCUGCCUUAAAAGAAACCAUCAUAGUGAGUAUAUUCACAUUCAGUCCAUAUAUAGAGUUUUACAUAUAUAAAAUAUCACAUUGUUGUGCAAUCUCGAAAUUCCUUCUUGAGGUGUUUUGGCGUUUGAGUUUUGGUCUGUAUGUUGACAGUGUGACAAAAAAUAUAAUUGUGUAUGAUCUAUGUUCCAAACAGAGGCCAAACUGUGUUUCUUAAGAAUGUUAUAUGUGUGAAAUGUCAUGUUGAAACUAAAGAAAAAAAAAUACCGCAGAUAUAAGGACAAAUCAGAUAAUCAGAUAGGACUCUCAGUUAUCUACCUGUAUAUGUCAAUCAUCAGAUCAAAUCAGAAGCAUGGCUAUAAUUCAUUCUGUUAUUGUGUUGUUGAUAUUUCUACCAUAGUAUUUUCAUAACAAUGACCCAUAGAUGUAACAGGAGUGUUCAAAUGUGUUAGAAACUGGAGAGCACCUCGAAUACAAUGUUGAACUUGUAGCCAGUAAAAACAUUCCACACUGAUUCCCACCAGAAAAUCAGUCCAUAAAUCCAUAUACAUACAGUUUGUUAUUACAAGCGAAUCUGCCAGAAUGUGUGUGAGUGAGCAUGAAUGCGGGUAUAAUUUUCUCUAGGGUUGCCAUUGCAUUAGUACAUCAUUCACUGCAGAAAAUAAACAUGUCCAUCACGUAACAAUACAGUACAGUGAAAUUAAUUUGCAUAUCCUAGUUUAUUAGGAAGCUAUAGUCAGAACAGCCAUAAUACAGAAGCUGUGGCAUAUAGAGGACCUUGCCCAAACUGGCUACUUGGUAAUCUGAUAACAAAUUUCUGUGACUCCAACAAGAGAAAGAUAAGUGAUGCCUAAUUUGAAAUUUGCAUUAAAUUCAAAUGCAAAUGAUCAUCUCCUGUUAAUUCCUCAAAUCAGUCCUACAGUGAAGGGUUGUCUUUAGUCUCUACUCUCCUAACUUUUAUGUUUAGCCCAUAUUCAACUCCAGUUGACUGAAAAAAAUGAAAGGAAAAGCCAUGUAUUUUAAUUGGAUGAAUUUUAUAGUAACGUGUAUACUACAGUUUUUGACUACUACCAUGUCAUAUCAAAACUUAAAAAGACAGAAAAUGCAGAUCCCGAAUUAUCCACUAUCGAGCUCACAAGAAAAACACUGCAAUGUAUAUGAUCAAAAUUUUCCUUUCUAGUAUAAGUGCAUAUUUGGUUGGCUAUGGUUACUCAACAAAAAAUCUACAUAAAUGCACAAACUAAGGUAAACAUGACAAGCCACAGAGACACAAAACAGUUAGUCUUUAGCUAAUUCUGACAAAUAAUGUACAAUUUAAGUUAACCUUACAGUAUAUUUCUUAUACUGUCAUUUCACUGUGAUAAUUGUAUGCUAACUCAUUGCUCACAGUAUUUAUUUGUGUGCUCCACAGUUCUAUCAUGACAUCUUUAACCCCUUUAAGUGCCAGUUUAUUAUACAGCUAUUCUUCUCAAAGAAUAUUAUUUAGUAACUACAGUGAAAAUAAUAGAAAGGUAUGUAUUCAUUAAAGUGAGAAUAGUACCUACUGAGAUAGUUCAAUAUUUUUUUGUUACAUCUGCUGUUUUAGAUAUUUUAUGUAUGUUUGCCUUAAGUGGGGUCUAAGCAUGGAAUGGGCCAAAUUAUACCUCUGGAAAUUAAAACUAAUCAGUGCUCACUUUGAGCAUCAAUACAAAUUGAUUUUAACAGUUUAGCCUUGUUUAUUGGAGAUUUAGUGUCUGCCAUCCAUGACAAAACUAUUACAGUAAUAGAAUUCAAAAUCUCAAAAAAUACCUAGUUAACAGGGGGCAUUUAGGGCAUUGCUAGCAAUAUUAAGGAAAUAAAAGUAAGUUAUCAACAAAAUCAUUUUUUUUAGUUUCCAGCUCUGAUUAGUGUGUUUGUUGUGUAUUACUAGCAGACAAUAUUACUAUUACUGUAUUCCAGUUCUCUAUUACUUUCAUUUCAGUCCUGUCCUGUGAUGAUAUCUGUGUACAAAUGCAUGUUUCUUCUUUCAGAUAGAUGUACAAAUUUUCCAAGAAAAAGCACAGUGAAGAAAUAGACAAUACCUUGUAUUUUUCUACUGUAAAAAGAAAUUAGUAGGAUGUGUAAGUUAUAUUCAGGAUGUGUUAGUAAGAAUUGCAAGAAUUGUCAGUAUGACAUUGUGUGCUACUCAUUGUGUGUCUAGUUUCUGAUGGUUCGUCUUGUGUUUUGAAGGAGAGAAAGUAAAGUUUAGAAACUGCACUCCCUCUCACUAUUUCAUUGUGAUAGUUUAAGCCAUUGCAUUUUCACAUAAGAAAAACAAACAAAGCAAUGAAA
Molecule: messenger RNA, 6247 nt
Organism: Hemibagrus wyckioides
Lineage: Eukaryota; Metazoa; Chordata; Actinopteri; Siluriformes; Bagridae
Gene: myripb
Product: myosin VIIA and Rab interacting protein b
Exons: 16
Coding region: 399-3575 (1058 amino acids)
Biological process (GO): intracellular protein transport
Cellular component (GO): cortical actin cytoskeleton
Molecular function (GO): small GTPase binding; actin binding; myosin binding
Source: RefSeq, a predicted model, not a curated record